Molecule: messenger RNA, 504 nt
Organism: Sphenostylis stenocarpa
Lineage: Eukaryota; Viridiplantae; Streptophyta; Magnoliopsida; Fabales; Fabaceae
Source: the annotation of a GenBank genome assembly
AUGGCUAUAUCUGCAUCCAUUGUGGAAGAAAGGCCCAUACUAUGGAUGUCAACUGCUGCAAACACUUUGUCGGCUAAAACCCCAUUAACAAAUCUAAACAAACAUGCAGAUGGUUGUGCUGUCAAUGUUUUGUUUUCUUUUAAAAUGUCUAAAAUUAUCAAAGAUGAUGUUACAGAUUUGACCGUUAAAACCCCAUUAGCAACUCUAAAGAUCUUUGAUUGUCCGUGCUCUGAAGUUCACAUAAGUCUCGAGAUUGGUGGUGGGUUUGUUCGUGGUGUCUUUGAAGUCAAUCUUAUUGAAGAAGUCGUCAAAGUGCCGUUAAGAGGAAAUCAGAUAAAAGAUAACAUUUAUUUGGCCAAAGAACGUAAGAGGCGUCUGAAAAGAGAAGACCGGGGAUUGGUUUCUUCAUUUGUUGGUGAAGACGCGCGGUGCUGUGCAGUCCUAAUCGUUAUGGAUGCUGAAGAGAAGGGCCUUAUCACUCCUGGGAAGGUUGGUAUAUCUUGA